CUUCUAGGUUCUUGCGUACGGAGUAUAUUAAGUAGCUGCAGGGAAAAAAAUGUCGGGAGCACGACCCAAGCGGAAAUAUCGUUGCUGUGCUGCCUGCACGCUGCGAUUGAAGUAAAGGCGUUUAUUGCGCAGCAGGCCGUCGGAGUAGUACUAUCCCUAUGGCUGCGGCAACAGCGUCAACGGUGAUGCUUGCGCAGCACGUGAGCUCGCUGCACGACGAGCACAAUUCCAGCCACCACAGCGAUCAGCGGAAGUACAGUAUCCAAUCGCAGGAGUCGACCUUCAAAAUCUUGAAUCGCGCACUGGACGCCCGUGGGCAACACCCAGACGCGGUGAAGAAGGACAAGAAGAUGGCACACAGCAACGUCAGUCCGGCGCGGUCGAAAGACUUGGACAAUUUUGACAACGGCCACAACGACCCACCGCGCAGCCGCAACGUCUCGCCCGUGCGAAAUCGGGGGUCGUGUCCGAUGCACCACAAUUAUCCGAGUAGCUACGAGGACUAUGAUCCGAGUUCGCCUUCCUGCAAAAUGAACUUCAAUGGCUUUAAUAGCCCCACCCCGAACAGGCAUUCGACGUUUUCCGCCAUGAGCCCGAACACGCAGGGCUAUCGCUCCGUUCGGCAAAUCAUGCGGUUUUGCGGUCGGGACCAAAGCAAGUCGUCGUCCAGUAUGUCUCUGGACUUCCCCUCGAGCCCGAGAAAAAGAAGCUGCUGCCUGUUCGGAUGCACGAAGGCGAAAGUACUGUGACUAGCAGUGUAGAUGUACACUUUCGAUAGACCACGAGUAGGCUCGUUUUGUUCGCGCGUGGUGACGCACCAGAAGGUGCAGCUUCAUAUGCCGUGCAGUUUGUUGAGUCGUUGAUGAAAAAUGUCGCUCAUCCAGGUAAUCGAGUUUAUCACUGGCCGUAUCGGCGGUGAGCUGGAGCCUCGUACCAUCGACCUGAAAGGCCUCGCGCAGAGGAACGGCCACGAGAAUUGGGAGAAAGUUCCCAUGCAGGACCAAGCGAUGCUGAUCCACCAGGCGCUGAGCUCAAACUUGGCGUUUCUUAUUGACCCGACGGCAGGCUACAUGAAAAUAUGGGACAUUGUGGUAAGGUGAAAUUUGUUUCAUACAUAUGAAAAGCCACUGCAACAUAGGACAGCACGCUAAGUAACAGGCAAGAUCACUUAAAUAUAGCCGCAAAACGGACAAAAAGCUAAAAAUCUACGCAUCAACAUACCAACCAGAUUAUGACCGCGCUGCUUUUCACGUGCCUGGUUACCCCCUUUGAAGUGGGGUUCAUUUUACCUCUUUCUGGGUCUUCCUGCGGGUUGACGCCGCUGAGCUUCAGCAACCGUGUGAUUGACGUCAUCUUCCUGAAGGACAUGAUUAUGCAGUUUUACCUGAAAGUAGAGCAGAAAUCCCGGCGCGGCACCGUCCUGUUGCGCGACCGCCGACAGAUCAUCCAGAAGUACCUUUCCGGGUGGUUUCUGAUUGAUUUUCUCUCUAUCAUCCCCUACGACUUGAUCACGUGCUGGUCCGGUGAGUCGCUCGGUACGUUCCGGAUCUUCCGGCUCCUGCGACUGUUGAAGCUGGCAAGGAUCUUCCGUGCGUCGCGGCUGUUCAAACGAUGGCAGGACCACAUCUCUCUUUCCUUCGCUUCCAUCGCGUUGGCAAAAUUCGGGAUCGGCAUCCUGCUCCUUUCGCACUGGACCGCCUGUGUGUGGGGCCUCGUGGGGCUCGAGUUUACGGGGAAGCCGACCAACUGCUGGCUCAACUCUGGGGACGAGCUCGUCAACCCGCGGACCAACCAGGUGAGCAUCGUGGCGUCGCGCGUGCGGAACCCGUAUCGGGACCCGUUUAACGACUGGAGCUCCAGCAGUUGGGUGAAGAACACGUUUGUCUUGGGUAGUUACGGGAACAACGGGGCCAGUCCGACGAUAAGUUCCAUGACGGACCAGGAGAAGCAGCAGUUUCUGCACGCGGACGACCCGUGCCUGGAGUUCAGCGUGUACGUGAUCGCCUUGCACUGGUCCGUGAUGACCAUCACAAGCAUUGGGUACGGGGACGUGACCCCGACGCACUGGAAUGAGUACUUGACCUGCGUCAUUGUCAUGUUCAUUGCCUCCUUCUCCUGGGCCUACGUGAUGGGUAACGCCUGCAGCGUGAUCAUGAACAUGGACCCGGUGCGCGUCGAGUUCGAACAGUCCAUGGACCAGCUGAACAGUAUGAUGAAAGAGCAGCUGGUACUGAAAGUUCUCGAUUGAAAAAACGUUUAUGCACUCCAUGUGGCUCGGUGAUCGUGUGGUCUGUAUCUUUCAACUACUGACGCCGCGGCCCAGGAGAUAUAGUUUUCACACAAUUCUACAACUCUAACUCAUCUCCACACAACAGGUCCCUCCGACCCUCCAGCGUAAGCUGCGCGAGAACAUGCGAGAAGCGCAGAACCUGCAUCGGUUGCUGCGGUCGCGCGAACUUUCGAAGGACAUGGCGCCGUCGAUAAAGUGCGAGCUGAUUAUGCACACGAGCAGCCAGUGGAUCAAGGAUGUGACGUUCCUUCGCGGCUGUUCCCCGUCCUUUAUCCUGGAACUAGUCGACGGGUUUGACGUUUUGAUGUUCGCCCGGAAGGAAAAAAUCAACAUGCCCUACGUGCGUCUGUGUGUGGUGGAGCGCGGCGCGGUGGGGCGCGCGGGGAAGGUGAUGGUCCCUGGGUCCGUAUGGGGCGAGGACGUGAUUUUGGCCGACCGAAGGCUGCAGCACGUCGCCCACACCACCGCCCUAACAUUUGUGCAGCUGCUGUCCCUCGGGAAGGAGCAACUGGACAAUAUUCUUCGCGGGUACCCGCGGGAGCGAAGAGCGAUAAGAAAAAUCGCCUGCAAACUCGCGUUGCGCAGGGCCGCGUCGCUGGUGGCUAGCUACUCGAAGAAAAAGUGUCUGUCGGACGUGGCCUCGUAUCAGGGGCCGCGGCUGCUGCGCAUAUUCGACAGCGGGAAGUCCAGUGACGACCCGCUGGAUGUGAUGAACUCACCGAUACUGCCGCAGAAGUCAAAAAUUCACACGUUUGACGACUUGGUAUAAGAACAUUUUUGGAGAAAAUUGGAUUUGAGUUCGUUGUUUUCUCUUGUUUGAUCCGGAUAUUAACAUGACUACAACUUUUUACCAACUAGUAGGUGCACCAGCAUUUUCACUUUUUUCGCGCGAAAAUUCAACAGUUGCGGCUUUUCUCGCAAGAGGAGUUGCAAGCGGCCAACGAAAGAGGUCCACGCGUCAACUUCCGCGGUAGAGACGACAAUCGCGGCAUGGAAAGCAGGAUACGGGAGGACAUCAACAGUUUGCAGAGCCACAUGCAGCAACUUUCCGAGCAGCUGCAGGUGCUGGUGUCCGCCCAGUCCUCCCUCGCGUCCAGUAAAACGAGCAGCAAGCAGAGUACGAAGAGCUCGAGUAGCAUGGAGAAUUCCCUGAAAGAGAAAGAGAAGCAGAGCAAGGACUCGAGCCCGCGACGAAGGCGGCGAAACCAACAAAACAGGGGAGAAGUAGUCCCUUCCGCGCAGGAGCGGAGGGAUCCGAUCUCGGAGGACAUGCAGGGACGGGGGCGAGACGGCUCCGAGCUGCCGCCAAGAGGAGCCGUAGGGGAGGAGUUUUAUCCAGAGGACAGCACGUCUGUGCAGGAUGAAAACCGAGUACUACAGCAACCGAUCGACCCACAUGUGCACCUGCAAGACCAGCAGUUGGUGAAUACCCGGCGGGAUGUUGACGUGCAGCAGCGAAGCGUGAACAUCGCGGAUGUAACGACCGUCGUUUUGGAGGACGGGAAGAAUGUGGAGUCUUCCAGAAGACAUAUCCCACCCGUUGCGGUCGUGCCACCAGCGCAACCAAAAACGUCAAGUGUCGAUGUGACGACCGUGGUCGAUACGACGGAGGUAGAUCUGGACAAGACGCAGCCCUCCUCGGCGUUCGCCCGGUUUUUCCGCCCGGUCGGAUAAGAGGCAACGGCGCGUCGAGAUGGUCGCAGGAGAAAAACCAAUGAUUUACCUUGAUAUCUUCUUUGUAUGAUAAAGCAAAAUAAAAAUGCAGGCUCUCCUGCUGCAACUGUCCUUCUCUGAUAGGGACGGGAGCAGACCGAGGGGACGCAGUGGAAUUUCUCAGGUACAGUAACACUCUCAGUGUCAUCAAACCGUUUCUUUGUAGCACCGUCGAAGAACGUCUUCAAAAGUCUGAGCUUACCAAGCAAAAUGCAACUUUUAAUAUCAAGCGACGUUGAUAAAACUUUACUGUUACUACGACCACCUGUAAAUUACUUCUCCCUUUAAAAUGCACGGCGGGACGGUUAGUCAACCUCCUAGGAACUCUGUUGCCCGAGAACCUACUUAUUUAUGGUUUGCAGCUGUUGCCUUGUCAACCG
Molecule: messenger RNA, 4383 nt
Organism: Amoebophrya sp. A120
Lineage: Eukaryota; Dinophyceae; Syndiniales; Amoebophryaceae
Source: the annotation of a GenBank genome assembly